UAUAAAAUCGUUAUCCAUCCGGUGGGGAGAGUUGUUCGACAACGGACAGCUCCUCCGGCCUUUGCCUUUUCUCAUUUUCUCAAUCUCGUCUUCGUCUUCGAGGUUAAGCUACUGCCCUGCUCUGCUUUCUCUCUGUGUUAUUUUCUUUGGAUAGAGAGAAUAAAAAGAGAUGAGAAGGCGCAAGGGAAGGGAGAAUUGCUAUUAUUAUUUGCAUUAUUAUUAUUAUUAUUAGCAGAAGAAGAAGAAGAAGAAUUGGAAUUGGAAUUGGAGAGCAGAAGAAGAAUAAUAGCAAAAAUUAUUUGGUAGUUUAAGAGGAGGAGAAGAUGUGGAGGAGGAGUAAUGUUGUUAAUCACCACUACAACUUCCUCCUCAAUGCUGCAGCAGCUGCUCUUACCAACCAACUACAAUAAGGAGUCGUCUUCUUCUCCUCCUCCUCCUCCUCCUUCUCGUUUCUGUUGCUCCAACUCCAACAAGAGGAAUAGGAGACUGGCUGCCUUAAUAAUCCCCAACUCUUCCUCUGAUUCCGGCAGAAAGCAUCGCAGUUGGUGGCAGAAGUUCUUUUUCGAUGAAGAUUGCAAUUGGCUUGGCUUCAACGACCACGGCACGGAACAACUCCAGGAGGAGGAGGAGGAGGUGGAUCGGGAUUCAGAAAGGGUAAUGUCGGAAGAUGAGAAGUUCGAGGCGUGGAAGAGGAGGGCUGAAGCCAUAACCGAGUUGAGAGAAGCUCAGGAUGAUUUGACUAAUGAAGAGUCCCGCUCUUGGGAGGAUUGGCUAAUUCCUUCUCCUGAUAAUCCUCAAUCUCAAUCUGACUGGGAUUCCGACACCCAACUUAUUAAUAACAAUACUAAUGAUGGUUAUCCUUUUCCUCAAGACCAAGACGGAUCCUUGGUUCGAUCUCUUAGGAAUUUGGUUCUUGGCAAUGACGACGACGAUGAUUUGCUCUAUGAGGACCGAGUUUUUCGCUAUGCUUCUACCAAUUCCGCAAAAUUUUUGGCAGUGUUGAUAAUUGUGCCCUGUGCCUUGGAUUUUUUGGUCCAUGACUAUCUUCUCAUGCCUUUUCUAGACAGAUAUGUGAAGACCGUGCCGCUGGCAGCGCAGAUGCUUGACGUGAGAAGACCUCAAAAACUCGAAAUCAUCGAGGAACUUAAGAUGGAGAAAGCUAGACUUCGCUUGGAGGUCGAGAUCGGAAAAUCUCCACCUCUUUCUGACGACCAAGCUUGGUGGGAACUACGUGAUAAAGCAUUAGAGUUGAGGGAGGAGUGGAGGUUGCAUAACCGUAGCGCUUUUGCAAACAUAUGGUCGGAUAUGGUAUUCGGGGUCUCCUUAUUCAUUCUUUUGUACUUGAAUCAGACCAAGGUCGCUUUGCUGAAAUUCACAGGUUAUAAGAUAAUAAACAAUAUUUCAGAUACUGGCAAGGCAUUUCUAAUCAUUCUCAUCACAGAUAUUUUUCUGGGGUACCACUCUGAAUCAGGAUGGCAGACGCUGGUAGAGGUUUUAGUCGAACAUUACGGGUUCGAGGUUGAUCAGUCUGUCAUCACCAUUUUCAUCUGCCUCGUUCCGGUUAUCAUCGACGCAUGCGUCAAACUAUGGUUGUUUAAAUUCCUUCCGAGACUGUCGCCAAAAGUUGCCAACCUAUUCCGGGAAAUGACGCGUCACUAGGACUCCUGCUGCUGCUGCUUAUACAGUCAAAAUAUUAUUCAUGCCAUUCUUUCUUCAAUUACAAUAUAAUUACAAUUUAGAGUAGCUUUAUCAUUUAUGGAUUGGUUUUGUUGACGAUGCCAUUUUGUUCACUCCACCUUAAAAUCGUAAUAUUCUGUUGUAAAACAGUUUAUUAUAUAAAUUAUU
Messenger RNA from Morus notabilis, 1845 nucleotides. Its product is annotated as chloroplast envelope membrane protein. The record is from RefSeq and is a predicted model, not a curated record. Gene Ontology annotation, cellular component: membrane. NCBI's taxonomy places the organism in Eukaryota, Viridiplantae, Streptophyta, Magnoliopsida, Rosales, Moraceae. The transcript is spliced from 8 exons. The coding region runs from base 340 to 1659 and encodes 439 amino acids.